Molecule: messenger RNA, 2032 nt
Organism: Gossypium raimondii (Peruvian cotton)
Lineage: Eukaryota; Viridiplantae; Streptophyta; Magnoliopsida; Malvales; Malvaceae
Exons: 9
Coding region: 333-1787 (484 amino acids)
Molecular function (GO): zinc ion binding
Source: RefSeq, a predicted model, not a curated record
UCACGAGGAAGAUUAAUUAUCGACAAAUAUUCUAUAAAAAUGUAAUAUUAAAUUAAUUCGAAAAUUUAUGAAACUGGUAAAUAUAAUUAUUUUUAAAAAUAUUAAUGGCAGAAAAAUUAUGAUACAGUGUAUAACUAUUCAAGUGGAUCCCUCACCUCUCUCUCUGUAUAUCUUUUGAGCUCUCUGGGAUAUUUCUUUGAUUUUGUUGAUGAAAAAGAUUGGGUCAGAAGAGAAAGCAAUGGAGGAGGAACAUAGCCUUAAACAGUUUCAAACUUUCAUUCCAAAGGUUUUUUUGAGACCUUGCAGAGAAAUUUUCAUGGCCAACUUCAGUUAUGGUUGAAGAUUCAUUAGAAAUAACCGAGGAAACAGCUUGUGUUCAUAAUCGAAGGAGAAGCGGUCUCGUUCUAGAGAUACCCUCGAGAACUUUGGAAGAACCCUUUCAAGAAUCCGUGGCAAUAAAGAUUCCCCCAACACCUAGUUUGACUCCCAGGAGAGUGAAUUUUUUCUUGACACCUAGUCCGUCCGAUGCGAGAAUUACGGGAUCCUCGGGUCCUUCCUCGUCGAGAGGCAAGUCGUCCUUGAAGAGUCUUUUACCAAAAGUAAGCUUUAAGCAUAGAAAUCCUAAUUCAGACAUCGAAAAGGCCGCAAACUUUGAACCCGAAUCUUCUUCUAGUUCACAAAGGGAGAAACCCGUCAUUGCAAGUACAUUGUCGGUUACAAAGAUAUUUACUCCUCAGAUGAAAAGGACAUCCUCGAUGCCUGUAACUCGUAUUGCACAUUUGAACUCAGAGUCUGCAAUCACUGGAAGCCUAAGUGUUUCUAAUAGAAAGGGAAGCAUGUGGCAGUUUUCUCGCUCACUUUCACUUCCUCUCAACUGCAAAGAAGGAAACUUAAGGAGAAUGGAUUCAUUUUUUCGUGUGGUUCCCUCAACUCCACGAGUAAAGGAUGGAGAAAUAAACUCGAAUGCUUCGGUGGGACCUGAUGCUGCAUCUCGUUAUUCAGAAAACAGUGAUCUUGAUGGUGAGGACAUUCCCGAAGAAGAGGCAGUUUGCCGAAUUUGUCUGGUUGAACUAUGUGAAGGAGGUGAAACGCUUAAGAUGGAAUGCAGCUGCAGAGGCGAACUCGCUUUGGCCCACAAAGACUGUGCUGUGAAAUGGUUUACCAUCAAAGGGAACAAGAACUGUGAUGUGUGUAACCAAGAGGUCCAGAACCUACCCGUCACUCUUCUACGAAUCCAAAGUACUCGACCUCAAAAUGUUGGAGCUGGUGUUCCUGGAUACAGGGUUUGGCAUGAGGUCCCUAUUCUUGUUUUCCUCAGCAUGCUUUCAUAUUUUUGUUUCCUUGAGCAGCUUCUGAUUGUUAAAAUGGGCACAGGUGCAAUUGCUAUAUCUCUUCCAUUCGCCUGUGUGAUAGGCCUCCUUUCAUCCAUGACUUCAUCAACAAUGGCUACACGAAGAUUUGUCUGGAUUUACGCAUCGAUUCAAUUUGUUUUGGUGGUCAUCUUUGCUCAUAUAUUUUAUUCGCAGGUGAAGGUACAAGCAAUACUAUCAGUUCUCCUUGCAACGUUUUCCGGGUUUGGUGUCACAAUGAGUGGGAGUUCCAUCAUCGUUGAGAUCCAACGAUGUAGAAGAAGAUGGCAGCGGGCUAGGUUAGAGCAGCAACAGCAUAGUUCACAAGUGAUAACUCGAGCUCCGGUCCAAUCCCCUAGAGCUGUUAAUUCGCCUCGGACGGAUCCUAAUAACGUAAACCGGCAAAAUACAGAAACUGUUGGGUGGGAGCUCAAUUGAUCGCAGGUUCUCCAACACUACAUUACGAAAUUUAUCCAGAUUUCAUUUAGGCCAAAAUGGAAAAGGGGUAUAUAAUGAAAUACAUGGUUGCAAUUUUUCUUUGUUUUAUUGCGGUUUCUUGUUUCCCAAGGCUGUAAAAUGCAUUUUUUUAGGGUUUAGAUAGUGAAGAAGCAAAGGAAAAAUUAGGGUUGAAGUACACUUGUUUAAUGGUCGAGAAAUUAAAUUUGCUGGGGUUAGAUGUCUAA